This is a messenger RNA of Bacillus rossius redtenbacheri, 438 nucleotides long. Its product is annotated as basic salivary proline-rich protein 4-like. Lineage: Eukaryota; Metazoa; Arthropoda; Insecta; Phasmatodea; Bacillidae. The coding region runs from base 1 to 438 and encodes 145 amino acids. The transcript has a single exon. The record is from RefSeq and is a predicted model, not a curated record.
AUGCGCGCAAAUAGGCGUGCUGCGGCGGCAGCGCAAACACCGCCCCAACCACAAGGCCCCUCAGGCCAGCAAUCUGGCAACCCGCGCCAGCACUCGGGCCCACCAGAGCCACCCAGGCACCGCCCCUGGGGCCCUCCAGCGCCCGCGCAAAACAGGUUUGCGCCCCUCGCGCAGGAGCCGACGUACCGCGAGACGGAGUGGCCUGUCUACGCAAAUGACUACCGGCCAUGCCGACAGCACCAGGGCCAGCCCAAGCCGCACUUUAAAAAACACCCGAGCGGCCACAAGAAUGGCAAGGGCGCCCCCCGCCAACCGCGCGACACACCUGCGACUCCCGCACUGCAGCCACCGGCCAAAACGCCCAGCAGGCAGCAGCAGGCCCCCCCCUGCUCAGGCACAGCAGGCCUCGCCUGCACCUGCCGACGCAAUGGCAGUUGA